AAACACGUCAGAUUUACCGAUACUGAAAAUCGGGACGUCAAUCUCGAAAGAAAAGUACUUUGUCGAUAUUUACAUUUGACAAGCUGCAAUCAGAUGUAAAACUUUUAUUGCCCUAAUAAAGGAAACGUUAAAACGUCCAUUUGUGUCUGGCAGAUGGUUUCGAUGUGUCCGAUGGAUUCUUUUUUUCUUUCGGUCUCCGUUUGGGAAAAAGAUUUUGCAUUAGUUGUUUCGUUAAUCUAGUGUCGUGUCUGUUUUAUACUGCGGUUUCUAUAGAAACAACUUUUAAUCAUUUGGUGACAAAAUUUGGAGGACUCAAAAAAUGAGAAGGAAGGUACCUACUGGUUGGGCGGAUUGCCCAGUUGGUGGGCGACUGUUAUAUAAAUUUAUGCCAAUCAAAACACCACUUGGUGAAUUCUACGAUAACAAAGUGGAACCACUAAAACGUUUUCAUCCAAUUGACAUUUUGAAAUUGGCAGAAAGGGAAGAUGUUGAAAUAGGAUUGCUGAUAGAUCUGACCAACACCGACAAAUAUUAUUCAGAUGAAGAAAUUUGCGGUUUAGGUUGUAAGUACGAGAAAUUGAAAUGCUUAGGAAAUGGUAGGGUGCCAACACCUGAACACGUAGGGACAACUUUAAAUAUAAUAGACGAUCAUAUUAAACAAAAUCUAAACGGUUGCAUCGCCAUUCAUUGUACGUAUGGAUUUAAUAGAUCAGGCUUCAUAAUUGUGGCUUAUUUGGUGGAACGAAUGAAUAUUCCUGUUGAGGAAGCUAUAGCUCGAUUUGCAGAGUGCAGACCACCAGGAAUAUACAGAUAUGGUUAUAUAAGGGAGUUAUAUAAAAGGUACGGUGAUCCAGAUAAUAUUCCUCCCGUUCCUACUCAACCUUUAUGGUUAUGAUUUUAAACCUUUUAAACCUUCACGUCUUCAACUGUCUAAGUACAUCAAUUUUUGAUUACAGUGACUAAGUAGGUGAAGGUAAAGAGAGUUUUUAUUUGGUUAGACAUUUGACUUUUGCAUUUGAUCAUGUAAUACGCAUGUA
This is a messenger RNA of Aethina tumida (small hive beetle), 1037 nucleotides long. RefSeq names its product mRNA-capping enzyme-like. Gene Ontology annotation, biological process: 7-methylguanosine mRNA capping; dephosphorylation. The coding region runs from base 320 to 895 and encodes 191 amino acids. The record is from RefSeq and is a predicted model, not a curated record. The transcript is spliced from 3 exons. Lineage: Eukaryota; Metazoa; Arthropoda; Insecta; Coleoptera; Nitidulidae. Gene Ontology annotation, molecular function: mRNA guanylyltransferase activity; protein tyrosine/serine/threonine phosphatase activity.